Messenger RNA from Polistes canadensis, 1461 nucleotides. RefSeq lists its product as uncharacterized. Gene Ontology annotation, biological process: SCF-dependent proteasomal ubiquitin-dependent protein catabolic process. The record is from RefSeq and is a predicted model, not a curated record. Gene Ontology annotation, molecular function: protein binding. The coding region runs from base 52 to 1290 and encodes 412 amino acids. Gene Ontology annotation, cellular component: SCF ubiquitin ligase complex. The transcript is spliced from 8 exons. Lineage: Eukaryota; Metazoa; Arthropoda; Insecta; Hymenoptera; Vespidae.
UACGGGAUUCGCGUAUAUUAACACGCUGCAAAUUCAUUUCAAUAGAAUUUUAUGAUUAGGAAUAAAAAGAAAAUGAAGAUUAAACGAAGCAAAUCAUUAACACCAGAACCUUCUGGUAGUAGUGAACCAAAAAAACCCAAACUCGAAUUAGAUUCGUCCUUGAAUUUGCAAGAUUUUUGCGAUGACAUUUUACUGAAUAUAUUAAAGUAUUUAAGUCCGCCAGAUCUUUUGGCAUUGAGCUUAUGUAGUCAACGUAUGUCGCAAUUAACCGAAGAUAGAACAUUAUGGAAAAAAAUUGAUUUUCGCAAACAUCAAAUACCUCUGAAAGAUAUAGAAAAAUAUAUUAAAUUCUUUCAACCAACAACAACUAGUCUAUCGAUGCGUGGUGAUUUGGGAGCCAAAGAGGGUAUGAAAUUGACACAAACAUUUUUUCGUACCUUAACCGAUCAUUGCACUCAGCUUAAGGAAUUAAUUAUAGAAAAAUAUUAUAUAGAUGGUAAUAAGAUUGAAAUAACAGAUUUUCCAGAAACGCUUGAAAAGCUUUCAUUCGCAGGAUGUCAAAUGGAUCAUUUGCAAACUAAUAAGUCAUAUUUUUUCAAAAUUGAUCUCCACAUGACUAAUUUAACAUGCUUAAUUUUAAGUCAUUGUCAAUGGCUCUUGCCGCAUUCUUUAUUAGUAAUUAGUAAAAUAGCCAAACUUAAAGAACUUAGAAUGAAUUCUUGUCGUCGUUUGGGUGAAUGCGUGGCUUAUUCAAGUUUGGCUACCAGAUUUGGAUUUAAAAAAUUAGAGACUUUAGAUUUACGAGAUACUGCACUCGGAGAUAGCGAAGUUAGUUGUUUUAGUGGUACUAAAACAUUGAAACAUUUAUAUUUGGAACAUCCAACUAAUAUUAUAAACUACACAGACUUAAAUCCACCUUUCGAAGAUGGAAAUUUUUUUGAAUAUAUACCUGAAAAUCAUUGGGACAAUGAAGGACAUCAAGGACGCUUUAUCUCAGAUAGAGCGAUUCGUGCCAUAGGAACUACUGCAAAAAAAGUUAUUCACACUUCUCCACAUGGGAUUUUAAUUUUAGAAGAAGAAAAUCGUAUAUUUAACAAUCCACCUCUUAAAACAUUAGUUGUUAGGAAUUAUUCACGGAUCACUAAUUCUAGUCUUAUUUAUUUAUCAAAUCACAUAUUAAGUUUAGAAACUUUGGAUGUAACUGGUACAUCGGUUACCAAACAAGGCGUUCAAACAUUCAAAUCAAAAAGACCGAACGUUAAAAUUAUUUCUUCGUUUGAUGAUACGUAGUUACUUUUUAACAUGUUUGAAAGUCUUUAUCGUGCACGAACGUUCGAUGUUUUGUAUAAUUGUCAUACCUUCAGAGGGCAUUUCGUUUUCCAGUUUAUAAAAAAAAAUAAAACAAUCACAACUUGAAGAAAGACUAAUUAUAUAUAUUUAUGGAAUGGAAGAAUAAUAUCC